AAUCAGCUCGCCCUCUCUGCAUCCUUCUAUCCACAACUUUUCUUACUCAUGGCCACACAAGUGCACAGAAAUGGAAGCCUCUCAGCAGUGUCCUUGCAGGGGUUUGUGUUGGUGGGAUUUGGGGGAGGUGCAAAGACCCAGGCUCUGCUCUUUGCCGUGUUCCUGACCCUGUAUGUAGUGACCGUCCUGGGCAACCUCACCAUGAUCGUGGUCAUCACCCUGGAUGCCCGCCUGCACUCCCCCAUGUACUUCUUCCUCAAGAACCUGUCCUUUGUUGACUUCUGCUACUCCUCUGUCAUUGCUCCCAAAGCCAUGACCAUCUUUCUCUCUUCUUCUAAGGUCAUCAGCUUUGCAGGAUGUGCCACUCAGUUCUUCUUUUUCUCCCUUCUGGUUACAACUGAAGGCUUCCUGUUGGCAGUCAUGGCCUAUGACCGUUUCAUGGCCAUCUGCAGUCCCCUGAGGUACCCUGUGACCAUGUGUCCCAUGGCAUGUGCCCGACUAGUCCUGGGCACAUACUGUGGUGGCUGCCUGAACUCCAUUGUGCAGACCAGCCUCACGUUCCAGCUGCCCUUCUGCAGCUCCAACCGUAUUGACCACUUCUACUGUGAUGUGCCCCCAUUGCUCCAGCUGGCCUGUGCUGACACAACUCUCAAUGAGUUUGUCAUGUUUGGCAUCUGUGGGCUCAUCAUCGUGUCUACCACUCUUGUGGUCCUGAUCUCCUAUGGCUACAUCACAAUGACCAUUCUCAGGAUGCGCUCAGGGUCAGGGCGGCACAAGGUCUUCUCCACCUGUGGUUCACACAUGACAGCUGUGUCCUUGUUUUAUGGAACUGUGUUUGUCAUGUAUGCUCAGCCAGGUGCUCUGACAUCCAUGGAGCAGGGGAAAGUGGUCUCUGUCUUCUACACCCUGGUUAUUCCCAUGCUGAACCCCCUCAUCUACAGUCUGCGCAACAAGGAUGUGAAGGACGCCCCGAGGAGGCUGGGACAGAGACAUAGCCUUGUGAAGGAGGAUGUGCAAUGAGGGCUGGAGGGAGGACUUCUAAUGAAAUACUGUACAACAUCUUCUAUUCAUCCAUCCUGCAA
Messenger RNA from Mus musculus (house mouse), 1082 nucleotides. RefSeq names its product olfactory receptor family 9 subfamily S member 23 (gene Or9s23). Gene Ontology annotation, cellular component: plasma membrane; membrane. Gene Ontology annotation, molecular function: olfactory receptor activity; G protein-coupled receptor activity. Gene Ontology annotation, biological process: signal transduction; G protein-coupled receptor signaling pathway; detection of chemical stimulus involved in sensory perception of smell. Bases 49 to 1020 code for a protein of 323 amino acids. The transcript has a single exon. NCBI's taxonomy places the organism in Eukaryota, Metazoa, Chordata, Mammalia, Rodentia, Muridae. The record is from RefSeq and is marked validated.